UACAGUGCACAAAGUAAGUGUUCCAUCAUGUUAUUAAUUUAGCACAAUUUACUGAAUAUCUGGUAUAUACAGCAUUUGUGUAAGACUUUGAAGGGUAUACCAAGAUUAAUGAAGUGAGGUGCCUGCCUUCAAGGAACUUGGCUUUUUCUUAGGCAGUGGGAAAUGUGAACAGUAAGUAAUCAAGUAUCCAAAGAGGUAAGGGGCUAGAUGCAAAUUCUCUACUUGAUUCUUUGAACAGCCACCAUGGACAAGACCCAAGGUAAGACAUGUUUUCACUUAACCCUUAAAACUUGUCCUCAUUUGGUAAGUGAGGAGACUAGGGCACUAAGAAGGAGGAUAACUUCACAGACAGGUUUGCGUAUUGGCUGUGUACCUAGGAGUCCUACCAAAUGCAUAAUCACUUUUGAUAAUAGAAAAUUAGGUGUAGCUGGUGGUGAGUGGGAGCGGGAUCGCGGCCCCGCCGCUACAUAGGGGCGGCUGUUGCUUAGUUUUUGUCCCAGUUCCCAGCGCAGGCGGUUGCGGCGCUAGGUGUGGUGGCGCCGACGCCGGUUCCCCGGGACUUUUGGUUUUGCGGAGCGGCCCGCGCUUGCCAAGGCCGAGGGGCACGAGUGAACAUGGUUCCCGAGGGCCAGCGGCCUCGUUAGAUCACCCACAGUAUAGAAUUUAAACCUUCUCUCUGAAGUGUGUGGUAAAACUAAAGACGACGAUGAACAACUAAAGGUAGUCUAGAAUUGUGCUCACUAAUAGUAGCAGGACAAAGUUGAGAGAUCUGCUCACUAAUAAUACCAGGACAAAGUUAAGAGAUUGCAACUCAAGCAUACGACUGCUAUGAAGAUGUUUGAUAUUAAGGCUUGGGCUGAGUAUGUUGUGGAAUGGGCUGCAAAGGACCCAUAUGGCUUCCUUACAACAGUUAUUUUGGCCUUUACUCCACUGUUCCUAGCAAGUGCUGUACUGUCUUGGAAGUUGGCCAAGAUGAUUGAGGCCAGGGAGAAGGAGCAAAAGAAGAAACAAAAACGUCAAGAAAAUAUUGCAAAAGCUAAACGACUAAAGAAGGAUUGAAGGAAUGAACAGGCUCCAUGACCAGAGGGAAAAUCAUUUGGAAAAUUACGCAGCUUUGGAAGGACCCACUAAGGUUUCUUUUUUGGAUUUCUCAACAGUAUUACUUAGCAAAGGAAAUUCGACAAAAUGGAAGAAUCAUGCUAAUUCUAACCUCAAUACUGUAGUAACUUUUAGGUUUGGGUAUAUAAGUAUGUUGGUAUCUAUUGACAGUUACUGUAAAUUAGCUUUUACUAUGGUAUAAAUUCUUUAUAACUGACUUAAUCAUUUGCCAUUUUAAUAGUUUACAUACUGAAAAAAAAAUCCUGUGGAGAAAAUGAUUUUAGAUUAUGAACUCUCAAAUUAGCUAUUUAAAAUGGGGCCCUUUUCUAGACAGAGGAAGUCAAGAAUGAACUUGAUUCAAAGGAAGUCAAAAUUGAACUUUAUGAGGUGAAAGGUGUGCAUUGUCUAAAGAGAGAGAUACAGUAUUUUAAUCACAUCUUUUCUCAUUAUUGCUUAUUUCUUAGAAUAAUUCCUGGCUUAAAGCAAAAUAAUAAUUACUUUCUAUUUUCUGCAUUUUUCUGAUAUUUUUUGAGAAAACUGGUACUUAGCAAGACAUUCUGCAUUUUUUAAACCUUGUUUUGUCAAGAAUUGUCUUAACUAUGUAGAAUACCACCUACUGGAUAUAACAGUUUUUGUACUUAGUGAAUGCUGCCAUUUUUUUAUGGACAACUUAAGAAGAGUAAUACUAUGAUUUAUAGCUUUCAAUAAAAAUGCCAAACACUGUAGUACCUUGGAACCAGUACCUUGAAAGUAGAUCUGUAUAAUUAUGUCUUAACAUAUAAUUUUCUGAGUGUACAGACACCAUUUUUGUUUUUUAUUCCACUCUUUAUUUUGAUUUAUAUGGUAGUGUUGUCCAGUACUUUUUGGUCAAACAGGUUCAAAGCAAAAACUAAAAGUUUCACAUUAAAAAAAACAAAAAACUGUUAACAGUUAAGUUAUACUUUAUAACUAUUAAAGGCUUAAAAUUUGGAAAACAUUUUGUUGGCAUUGUAAUCUGGUGAAAAGGAUAAAUUAUGUCAAAGUGAGAAUGUUCUAUAAUUAGAAAUAAAAAGCUAAAGUAUGUUUCUGUCUGUUAAGUAGUAUAACUGGACCAUUUCUCUACUAAACAUGGCUUUUAUAAAUGCCUGGUCCAGUAAUUGUAUUCACUGACUCAGUAUCUAAUAGCUUAUUAACAUCUUUACAACUCUGAUAAUUUUCAGUUAUAAAAAAUUUUAACAGCUCUAAUUUAAAAAUGAAACUAUAUCUCAAAAUAAAUUUGAUACUUUUUGGUAAUGAGGUCCUGAGUUUGUUUGUUUGGAGAGAGGGUAACAGUUUAAAUUAGAUAUGUUAGGCAAGUUAGCCUCUUUGGAUUAUUGGUAAGCAUAUUUGUAAAAGGUUAGGAAAGUGCUUGUCAAAACCUAAGAAGCUCUGAGAAUAUUUAUGGACCAGUUUGAAUAACACAUAAUGCUGUUAUUGUAGGUUAUUAGUUCCUACUUGGUGCCAGUGUGAUUGACAUAUCAAAACUUUAGGUGAUGAAAUAAUGUAGUGUUUAGUUAUGAGUUGGUUAUUCAGGUGAUUUAGGAGAUGUUUAUAUUAUCAUUGAAAUUAAAACUUAAAAGAAAUUCUUCUUUACAACUACCAGCAUAGAACCUUGUUAAAAAAGGGUUAAGAUAUAUCUAAAAUAUUUUUUGGUUUUCUGUUACCAGGCUGUUCAUGGAAAGAAUUUACAUAUAUAUGUCUUACUGGCCACAUUUUAGAAUAAAAGUAUUUGAAGCAAAGUGUAU
Molecule: messenger RNA, 2861 nt
Organism: Nycticebus coucang (slow loris)
Lineage: Eukaryota; Metazoa; Chordata; Mammalia; Primates; Lorisidae
Product: small integral membrane protein 15-like
Exons: 1
Coding region: 829-1059 (76 amino acids)
Source: RefSeq, a predicted model, not a curated record